AUGACUGCCAGGUCCCAGAACCAUAAAACGAAUAAUGCCCGCCACGCGCGUACGACCUCUUGGAGCAGUGGCUAUCACCAUCUAACGGGCACCGGCACCGGCGAAUCUUCCGAAGCCCCUCAACGACGCCGCCGCGAGUCUAACCUCUCCCUUGCCUCUGUUGGCGAGGGCUCCUCCUCCCCAGACUCCUCCGGCCCAGAUGCCCUCGGCAUGAUCCGCAACACCUCCAUGGAUCUCGACGCCCACACUCGUAAGAGCGGCCAUAUGCGAUCGCGCUCCCAGAGCCAGCAGCAGGUGCUAGCUCUGCAGGAGAAUGAGCUACCCGCCGAGCCCGUCGUCCGUCCGGGCCCCGUCACUUGGAUGUCCCUUCCGCGAAAGGGCCAAUUAGCCCUGCUCGGCCUGUGCCGUGUCUUCGAUUUCCUACAAAUCGCCUCUCUGCAGGCAUACAUGUUCUAUCAGCUCAAGUCCUUCGACGAAAACCUAUCCGACUCCGACGUUGCGACCCAGGCCGGUAUUCUCCAGGGCGCCUUUACCGCCGCCCAGUUCGCGACGGCCAUUCCCUGGGGCCGUGUCGCCGAUGCGGAGUGGGGCGGUCGCCGAUUCGUGCUGCUGGUCGGUCUGGUCGGUACCGCGGUGUCCUGUCUGGGUGUUGCUUUCUCGACGUCGUUCGCGCAGGCCGUGUUCUGGCGCUCCUUUGGUGGCGCGAUCAACGGUACCGUCGGCAUUAUCCGGACGAUGAUUGCGGAGAAUGUCAAGGAGAAGAAGUACCACUCGCGCGCCUUCUUGAUUCUUCCCAUUGGCUUCAAUAUUGCGUCGCUCUUCGGUCCUGUCAUGGGCGGCAUGUUGGCCGACCCUGUUAGGAGCUUUCCCCGGUUGUUUGGACCCAACUCGUCCUUUGGUGGCGAGAAUGGGGUGCAGUGGUUGGAGAAGUACCCCUACGCCCUGCCUAUGUUGACCAACUUCGUUUGCCUAUGUGGCUGCGCAUGCCUGGUCGGUUACGGCCUCGAGGAGACCUUGCUUUCUUGCAAGGGCAAGCCUGGCCUGGGCUCAUACGCCAUGAAGCUCAUUGCUCGUGGUGUGCGAUCAAUGCUCGGCACCUCCUCGCCUCUGUACUCUCGACUUCCGUUCCGUGACUUCGACGAGGAUGGUCCCCUUCUGGGCGGCCAGGCAGACCGCGCGGAGAGCUACGAACUUGAGGAGAAGGCCAAGCCCAUGCGUGUCAAGCGUGUCUUGCCCUUCCGCAGAAUCUGGACCAAGAACGUCUUGUGCACGCUUCUGGCCCAGGCUUUCUUCGACUUCCAGAUGGGCGCCUUCAACAACCUCUGGCUCCUCUUCCUUUCAACUCCCCGCUACGACGCCAACGACCCCGCCUCCCCCGCCCAGCGCUUGCCGUUCAUUUUCACCGGUGGUCUGGGCAUGCUUCCUCAGAGUGUCGGUUUCGCGACUGCCAUCCUCGGUAUUAUCGGCAUGUUCCUCCAGUUCACCAUCUAUCCCACCAUCAACGGCCGCCUCGGUACGGCUAAGAGCUACCAGUACUUCCUUACUCUCUUUCCGCUGGCCUACGCCGUGGCACCUUAUAUCGCGCUGGCUCCGUCCUCGGUCCCGCCUCCCGGCCAAGCCAACGGACCCUGGGUCUGGUUCUGGAUCAUCAUCGUGCUCUUCCUCCAGGUCACCGCUCGAACCUUCACCCUUCCAACCUCCAUUAUUCUCCUGAAUAACUGCUCGCCCCACCCAUCAGUCCUGGGCACCAUCCACGGCAUCGGCCAGUCCGUGUCAUCCGCCUUCCGAACCAUCGGCCCCAUCUUCUCGGGUGGUUGGUACGGCUACGGCCUGGACAUUGGCGUGGUCGGCUUUGCAUGGUGGCUGAUUGCCUUGGUAUCCAUCUUUGGCUGCGGUGCUGCCAUUUUCGUGUACGAGGGCUCCGGUCAUGAGAUCCUUCUUCCUGGCGAGGACGAAUACGACCGUGGUCAUUAG
This is a messenger RNA of Penicillium cinerascens, 1974 nucleotides long. RefSeq names its product putative MFS transporter. Gene Ontology annotation, molecular function: transmembrane transporter activity. The record is from RefSeq and is a predicted model, not a curated record. NCBI's taxonomy places the organism in Eukaryota, Fungi, Ascomycota, Eurotiomycetes, Eurotiales, Aspergillaceae. The coding region runs from base 1 to 1974 and encodes 657 amino acids. Gene Ontology annotation, biological process: transmembrane transport. The transcript has 2 exons.